ACGUCAUAAUCUAUUUACGAUCAUUGUCGAUAGUCAUCUGACAAGACAAGCGCUCUUGAUAUUGCCAACCAAAUCAUAGUCAUUUUAUGAAUUUCGGGAUGCAUAGAGUGGUUUGUUGUUAUUAUUGUGGUGGCUUCAACUUGAAUUGAUUAUGGCUGGACCUACAGAAAAGAAAAAAGCUGAUGUGAAGGUUGUCAUUGUUGGUGAUGCGACGGUUGGGAAAACUACAUUCAUUAGACGAUAUAUGGAUGGAGUUUUCACAGAAAAUCCAGGUCAAACUGUUGGAGCAUGUUUCUUCCUCAAACAGUGGGGAAACAGCAAUGUGGCUUUAUGGGAUACAGCUGGGGAGGAGAGAUUUUCGGGUCUAAGUUCCUUCUACUGCCGCGAUGCAUCGGCUGCCAUCAUAGCGUACGACGUGACGAGGAGGAGCACCUUUGAGCUCCUGCAGGAGCGCUAUAUACCGCUCCUUGAGUCCGCCAAGGAAGACUGUCUCCUGUGUGUAACGGGAAUGAAGUCUGACCUAGUCAACAGCAAUACCAGGCAAGUGGCUCAAGGGGAAGCCAAGGAGUUUGCUUACAGACUCAACGCAAGUCGCUUUCAGGAAAUCAAGAGGAAGGAUCCUAGUCGGAAGAUCCCUGUCCCUUUCUUUGAGACGAGCUCCAAGACCGGUGUGAAUGUGGACGAAGUGUUUGAGUAUAUUUUCACUAGUAUCUUGCCAAGGACAGGGGAAAACGUUCCACAGAAAAAGGACACUGUAGACAUGAGCGGAGACUCUGAACGUUCCAAGGAAACGCUCAAAAAGAAAGGAUGCUGCAAUUGACCCUACCGCGAAUACGAUGUCCGACGGUGGAUGCGGACCUCCCUCCCACACUGCGCAGGUCGGCAGAUGCACAGAUACGAUUCUUGGGUAGAUGAUAAGACAAGGUCUUUUCCAGCUUCCAUCGAGAAUGUACAGCAGUGUGAACUAAUUCCUUAGUUUACUAAACUAUUGUUCAGGUUUUAUGAACUCCCCCGAUGAUUUGAUGAGAUCUAAGUAGGCACUGUUAUAAUCUGUGACUUCUAGUUUAUUGGUUUAGAAACUAUGCUUUCUAUCAGACUUUCCUUGACCCAUUCUUGACCCAUUGUAUAUGGGAAUCGGAAGUGCCUUUGCCUAUCGUACCCAUGGCCGGUGCUGCCCUCUAUGGCCCAAAAUAUGUAGUCGCGGUAGCGAUAAUUGAUUUUUGUUCAUGCAGAGUUUUUAAUGAGGUAAUGUUAUUAUGUCUGUUCAGGGCCAGAAGAGUGCUAUCUCUGCGCUAAGUGAAUGAACGAACACCCUUCUGGCUCCAAACAGGUGAUACAUUGUUGUAAAACCCAGAUAAAAUUGCCAGAUAUUGCUUUGCUCUUUUAAUUUGUACCAUAAUUUGCAUGCUCCCUUAAUAUUGCUCAUGUUUAUGUUAUGAAUAUAUAUAUUUUUUAAAUCUACCUUUCACUCUACUUAAAAAUUUGUUUCUGAGCAAAGUUAAGAAGAAUUAUAGCAGCUGCGAAGGAUAAGAGCAGUAAAAGAGAUCAUGAAAGAAAGAACAAUUCCCUAAAUUCUUGUAAUGUUGAGUGUAAAAAUUUGUCAAAAGUGGGUAUAAAUUUGAAACAUUAUGAAGGCCAGGUCCAAUUUUUGCCACCUUGUACUGAUAUUGCACCCUGGUACUCUGUCUGAGUUUAGUACACAUACAUCAUACUUUUAAGUGUAAAGUAUAUGAUUUGUACAGUAUUUGAGAAAAUAUAUUUUAUGAGUUAUAUUUAAAAAUUGUAUUUAUAUUGAUUCUUUGUUCUUUUGAUCUUUGUGUGUAAUAGUUUAAUAUCUUACUGCUGUAAUGUCAAACAGCAAGAAUUUCAUUUUUUAUUUUUAUUUUUAUUUUUUCAUACAUGAAAGUCAUUUUGCUGGCAUUUGUAAACCCUAUUGUUAAUGAUUACGUGAAACAUCUAGCUUUUAUUAUUUCUGUAUUGAUCAUUUUCAAAUGCAAAAUCACAAGUCUUUAAAAAAAAACAAACUAUUAUUGGACCAUAUUUCAAAUGUUCAUCCUUUGUUAUAUACAUUGUGUUACAUGGUAAACUUCAUCAUAUCAUUGCAUUUACAACUGGUAUAUAAAUGUUCUCAGUUUUUCAGCCACAGAGUGAUUGACAACUUUGAUUCAACUGUCGAGAUUUGUGUUACGAUAAAUUUUCCACAAGAAGCCAAAUCAGAUGGGAAUGAAAUGUAAUUAAGUCUUUCAGAUUUAAUACAGUUGUUAUUCAUGUGGCAGGAAUUUGAAGCCGUCCAGUUUGAUAAUUUCUAAACCAAUAAUGCAACCAUUUUAAAUCAGAAAGUUUAGAAUUUGAUACUUUUGAUUGCUGCAAGCACAUGUAUUUUGUGAACACUCGGACCAAAUUGUAUAGUUCUGUACAUUUCGAUACAUUCACGCCAUCGAGGCCUUUUCGUUUAGUGAAUAUAUUAAAUGGUAUGUUUUAGAUAUACAUGAAAGGCAUAUUUCUUAUGUUUAUGGAAUAUGAACCUUAGACUCAUGGUCAAAACAAGUUCUCUAAUUGCACAUCCACCAAAAA
Strongylocentrotus purpuratus (purple sea urchin) is the source of this 2574-nucleotide messenger RNA. RefSeq names its product ras-related protein Rab-20. The transcript has 5 exons. The record is from RefSeq and is a predicted model, not a curated record. NCBI's taxonomy places the organism in Eukaryota, Metazoa, Echinodermata, Echinoidea, Camarodonta, Strongylocentrotidae. Gene Ontology annotation, molecular function: GTP binding; GTPase activity. The coding region runs from base 152 to 820 and encodes 222 amino acids.